This is a messenger RNA of Trypanosoma grayi, 1065 nucleotides long. RefSeq names its product putative glycogen synthase kinase-3 alpha. The coding region runs from base 1 to 1065 and encodes 354 amino acids. The transcript has a single exon. The record is from RefSeq and is a predicted model, not a curated record. Gene Ontology annotation, biological process: protein phosphorylation; signal transduction. Gene Ontology annotation, molecular function: protein serine/threonine kinase activity; ATP binding. NCBI's taxonomy places the organism in Eukaryota, Euglenozoa, Kinetoplastea, Trypanosomatida, Trypanosomatidae. Gene Ontology annotation, cellular component: cytoplasm.
AUGUCGCGGAAUCUUUCCGAGGCAGCCGAUGAGCGCAGCUACAAGGAGAUGGAGAAGUACUCGGUGGAGCGUGUGGCUGGGCAAGGCACAUUCGGCACUGUGCAGCUCGCUCGCGAAAAGGACAGAGGGACAAAGGUAGCAAUAAAGAAGGUUAUCCAGGAUCCACGAUUUAAGAACCGCGAGCUGCAGAUUAUGCAGGAUUUAGCUCGCAUUCGUCACCCAAACAUCGUGAUGCUGAGGGGCUAUUUCUACACCCUUGGAGGGGAGCACCGGCAGAGCGAUGUCUACCUUAACGUUGUCAUGGAGUUUGUUCCUGACACGCUGCAUCGCGCGUGCAAAAACUACUGCCGCCGACUUUCUCAAACACCAAUGAUAUUGGUGAAGGUGUUUAUGUAUCAGUUGCUGCGGAGCAUUGCAUGCCUUCAUCUGCCUGUCGUCAACGUGUGCCACCGUGAUAUCAAACCGCAUAAUGUGCUUGUGGAUGAGUCCACUGGUGAUCUGAAAUUGUGCGAUUUUGGAAGCGCCAAGAAAUUGUCGCCAACGGAGCCGAACGUGGCGUAUAUCUGCUCACGCUACUACCGUGCGCCGGAGCUUAUUUUCGGCAACCAGCACUACACCACAGCGGUGGAUACCUGGUCUGUCGGCUGCAUCUUUGCGGAGAUGCUGCUCGGCGAGCCUAUCUUCUGCGGUGAGAGCACGGCUGGACAGCUGCGCGAGAUUGUGAAGGUCCUCGGUCGGCCAUCUCGGGAGGAAAUGCAGAAACUGAACACCAGCCUCACCGAGUUCAACUUGCCCAACCCGAAGCCGAUGCCGUGGGAGGAUGUCUUCAAGCGGCCGCUCCCUACUGAGGUGUAUGAUCUCUGCGGGAAGAUAUUCAAGUACCUCCCUGAGCAGCGCAUAGCUCCGCUGGAGGCGUUGUGUCACCCGCUCUUUGACGAGCUUCACGAUCCCGAGACAAGGCUGCCAAACGGCAACGUUCUGCCUUCACACCUAUUUUGCUUCCUGCCAGAGGAGCUUAACGCCAUGACGGACUCCCAGCGGUCCCGCUUGCUGCCGAAAAAGUGA